AAUACAAAAUUCAUUGUUUUACUCCUUUACAAUUCCAGACUUCUGCGGACUAAUAAGUGUCAGAUCAUGCAGGUGCUAAAGUAAGUUGUAUAGAGGAAAGAAAGCAGUUCAAGUCUUCAGUGAUCAUGCUGGAUUUUAAUAGGAACUUUCUCAUUCGAAAAUUAUCGAUGGCAAUUUCCUUUGUCACGUUCGCUUUCCUGAAAACUUCGACCGCGAGCAGUGUUCCUUCUCCGAUCCAGUUUCCUCCAACCAUUGGUAUCUCUCAAAAUGAACAGUUUCCUAAGGGGCAUCUUCAACCUUUGGGCUAUCAGCGUGUUCCUGAUGGACCCGUCAAAGAGUACUUUGACGUUCUUCGAGGUGAUUUGUUUUGGGAGAAACAUGUUGGUAAAGGCAUUCCAUUGGUGUUUCGAAAGGGAAUCGGCGAAUCACCCGCUUUAUUUACGUGGACGGAUGAUUAUUUAAAAGACAAAUAUGGAGACCUAGAUGUCCUCAUUGAGUUAAAACAAGAAAAUCGUUCUCAUCCUCCUCGAAGGAUGACUAUUGCGGAGUUUCUCUCUCGGUACGAGGAAGAAGAUAUGUAUAUUGUUACAGUUUUGCCUGAUCCGAUGAGACGAGAUGUUCAGGUUCCAACCUGUUUGCUUUGUGGCACAUUUCUUGAUUAUGUCCAUGAAACCAAUUUCUGGAUGAGUUCAGGAGGAACGCGAUCAGUCAUUCAUUAUGAUGCAGAUCAUAACUUGCAUUGCUUGGUAACUGGGCGCAAGGAUUUUAUCAUGAUGGAGAAAAAAUACUAUACAGACUUGUACUUCCUAGAGAAGAAUCAACAUUCAGGAUCAGGGUUUUCAGAAAUUGACCCAAACAGGAUUAACUUGUUUGAACAUCCUAAUGUGGCUAAUGUACCAUGGACCUAUGCAACACUCUUGCCAGGGGACUGUAUUUACAUUCCAGCAGAAUACAUACAUCAGGUGCGGUCAUAUAACAGAACCAUCUCAGCAACAAUUCUCUUCACAUCAGGACCCCUGGUGGGGGCACCUUUUGAACCCAAAGGUUGUGACAGAGAACAUUUUGAAUACACACCACUUAGUGAGUUGAAAGUACACUGGACAUAUAAAAAGGGAGACAGGCUUAUUGAAAUGGGUUACAUGAACGUGGAGGUUCUGCGUUAUAGCAUACUAGCAACCAUGAAGGAAAAAAAUGAAGAUGUUUUAACAAAAUAUACAUUUCUUGAUCUAUGGCAGCAACAAGAAGACAGAGAGGGGGACCAUGAUAAAGACAAACUAAGUGAAGAACCUUUUAAAAUUUUUCAUCAGCUUUUGGAUACUGAGAGAAAAGGAUUCUUGACAAAACAGGACAUAUUAACUAUUACACAAGAAAAUCUUAAGAAAGUGGCCCGUUUACUUGAUCCUCCUCAUGGGCCUGUGGUAAAAGAGGAAGAAGAAAACAGCUUAAAUGAAGACACAGGAUCGCACGAAGAACUUUAAUUAAUGUUGUUAAAUUAUCUAACUGUAAGUUAACAAAGAGAGUCACGAGAAACAGAUAAUCUAGCUUCUGCUUCAACUGUCAGUCUCUUCAGAUGUAAAAUAUUCUAUAAUUAUACAGACUGUGCAAUAAGAUUUUUGUGCCCAGUGGGUACUACCCAGCCUUAAGCUAUUGUUAUUUCAUACAGUCCUUGCUUUCACUGAGAAAAAGCCUAAUUCCACCUCCUUAUGCUUACUCAUCCAGGGAUAAGACCUGGCAAGAAUAAAAACUGCUGAAAGUU
Pocillopora verrucosa is the source of this 1756-nucleotide messenger RNA. Its product is annotated as bifunctional peptidase and arginyl-hydroxylase JMJD5. The record is from RefSeq and is a predicted model, not a curated record. Lineage: Eukaryota; Metazoa; Cnidaria; Anthozoa; Scleractinia; Pocilloporidae. Gene Ontology annotation, molecular function: 2-oxoglutarate-dependent dioxygenase activity.